This is a messenger RNA of Trematomus bernacchii (emerald rockcod), 2353 nucleotides long. Its product is annotated as zinc finger protein 862-like. The transcript has 2 exons. The record is from RefSeq and is a predicted model, not a curated record. Gene Ontology annotation, molecular function: protein dimerization activity. The coding region runs from base 12 to 2090 and encodes 692 amino acids. NCBI's taxonomy places the organism in Eukaryota, Metazoa, Chordata, Actinopteri, Perciformes, Nototheniidae.
AAAAAUCGGACAUGGCAAAACAAGCUAAGCUUAAAAAGUAUUUCUUUAAACCAAGCAGGUCUAAUGAUGAUAAUACCGACAAUGAGAUGGCGAUACCGCCUGCUGUCAAUGAGACCGUAGAUGCCUUGGCCCCGGACAGAAAAAAACAAAGAUCCCGCGCGUUCAGACCCGUAUGGAAAGAUACAUUCACCUGGCUGAGGUGCGACAUUAUAGAUGGGGAAGAAAUUCUGUUCUGCUCACACUGCGAGAAGUCGGGGAGAAAGAACGGGUUCACCAAAGGAGCAACAAAUAUGAGAACCUCUGCGCUUAUUGAACACAGUCAGAGCAAUGAGCACAUUUUGUCAGUGAACACAAUACCACAACAAACCGCAAUGAAAGGCCACUGCGAGAGGGCGAAUGAAGCUUCCAACAUGAAGCUAUGUUCUCAGCUAAAAGUCGUGUUUCACAUGGCUAAAAACGACAUUGCAGGUAAUCAGUAUGCAGGGUUGACUGAGCUACUACGAGAAGUGAAGGCUCCUGAUUUUGUCACAGGUGAUGGAAUUUACCGGCACGGUGAUUCCGUUGAUGACAUGGAAAAGGCCAUAGAUGAAGUCCUGAUUAAGCAGCUGGACGAAAAACUAAAGAAGAGUGACUUUAUCGGAAUAAUCAUUGACGAGACGGUUAAUAUCACUGUGGACAAAAAGCUGAUAAUAUACGCCAAGUUGCAAAUUAAAGGAAAAGUGGAGACGUGUUUUUUGGGAAACUAUGACGUGCACUCCGGGACAGCACAGUGUAUAUUUGACAAGGUGGAUGAGGUGCUCCGCGAGAGGGAUGUGAAACUGUCAAGCGUCAUUGGCCUGGGCUCAGACGGGGCUAGUGUAAUGAUGGGCAAACGUGCUGGAGUUGGUGCUCUUCUGAAGAGAGAGAGUGCGUUUUGCAUUCAGGUGCACUGUGUUGCCCACCGAGUUGCGCUGGCCGAGAUAGAUGCUGCAAAAGCUGUGGACCAAGUAGGAGUUUACAAGCGCACAGUAUCCUCUGUGUACUCAUUUUACAAGCACUCAGCCAGCAGGACCAAUCGCCUCCGUCAAAUGACAGCAGCGCUCGGGGAUGAAGAUGUGAAAAGCCUAAAGCAGCAGUGCGCUGUCCGCUGGUUAUCCUUGCACAGGGCAGUGGAGGGUAUCAAGCUAAACUGGCCUGCUCUGGUGAUGGAGCUACAUGAAGAGGCUGUUGGAGGAAAUGCCCAAGCAAAAGGCAUCCUUGGUCAAAUCCAGCCAUACUGCUUUAUCGCCUGGACUCACGCACUGGCUGAUGUGCUACCUGUUAUGACCAAACUUAAUUUGGUUUUCCAGAAAGAGGAUGUCAAUCUGGCCACAAUCCGACCAAUGGUUCACGCAUCAGUUGCGGCACUCACACAGUUGAGGGAUUCCCCCGGUCCCGAAGAAGAGAGGUUUCAGGCAGAUUGCCAAAAUGGCAUGUACAGGGAUGUGAAUGUGACACACGCAGAUGACCGGUCCCGGCAGGCUUUCAGUAAUGUCCGCGUACGCUACAUUACACAUCUUAUAGAUGCUUUACACAACCGCUUUCCUGAAGAGUCCCUGAGUAUUAUCACUAGCUUUGACGUCCUUCUGAACCCAUCCCGAUACCCAAAUGCACAAAGUGCGCUUCAAAUAUACGCUGAACCAGCCCUCAAAACCAUUAUUGGUCAUUUUGGCCAAGGGAUUGCCAGUGAGGAUGACUCGGCGCAAGCCAGUGCCCCUCUCAUUGAUGCCACAAGCGCCCACAGAGAUGCCAUCCCCGUGAUGACAGCGCUCCGCGGAUACGGAGGCUUGCAUUUCUUAACGGCUUGCGAAGUCCUCGUAAGAGAUUUAGGCAACAUCUAUCCUGAGUGGGCCACACUGGCCAAGAUAGCAUGCGUGAUCCCUGUCUCCAGUGUGCCGGCAGAGAGAGGAUUCUCUCUACAGAACAGAAUCAAAACAGCGCAGCGAAGUCGGCUUGGCGAGAACAAGGUCACACGGCUCAUGCGCAUUGCCAGUUGUGGAGAGACACUCGGGACCUUUGAUUUUGAAUCCGCAGCUACCCACUUCACAGGUCUGAAAAAGCGUAGAAAGUAGGCUAAAACAUCAUAAGCUAGGCAUUUUGCUCUAGUUUUGUCAAAGAGUUUGUGUUACAAUUUGUUUAAAGGCUAUUUGAUAACAAGUCGGCAGCUGCGAGCCUUUAUUAAAAUGCUCACGACGGGCCAUACUCUUUUAGUUUGUGAACAAAUAAUAAUUAUUAUGUUUUAUUUUAUCCGACUAUAUGUAGGUCUACAGCUGAAUAACAUGGGUUUUUUGUUUAUUAUAUUAUGGCUUGCGUAAUAUAGGCUAUAUUUAUUUAU